This is a messenger RNA of Syngnathus typhle (broad-nosed pipefish), 4401 nucleotides long. It is a transcript of the gene dzip1, whose product is annotated as DAZ interacting zinc finger protein 1. The transcript has 18 exons. NCBI's taxonomy places the organism in Eukaryota, Metazoa, Chordata, Actinopteri, Syngnathiformes, Syngnathidae. Bases 1 to 2853 code for a protein of 950 amino acids. Gene Ontology annotation, cellular component: ciliary basal body; cytoplasm. Gene Ontology annotation, biological process: cilium assembly. The record is from RefSeq and is a predicted model, not a curated record.
AUGAUUGCCUGCAGUGUUUUGGUAACACUUCUCUCCCCAAGGGAAGCUCGUUUCUGUUUCCACGGCAACGCGGCUUCGGCGUUUGUCCUCGUGUCUGUUCGAAGGCGGAACCACAGAGAAACCACGGCUCCUCGAUUCGCGAUCCCUGAGGGAGUCCUUCAUGAUUCGGAGAUGGUAAGGAGAGCUCGACUGGAUCAGCCAUUUCAGGACGGCAUAUACUACCCUUAUAGCAGUGACACCCAGGGGAAUCAUUCAUCAGCAGGGAUCCCAUCUCUCCUGAAUUCCCCACUCAGCCAGCCCUCCGUGAAGGUCCAUUCUGCACUAGGCAUGGCUCCCUCCAGUGCGCCACCCACCAUUCUGCCUUUCAGGUUCCGCCAGCGUAGGGAGAGUGUAGACUGGCGGCGAAUCCACGCUGUAGAUAUUGAUCAGGUGAUUAGCCAACUAGAUGUGGAUAUCCUACAGGAGCACAUAAGCACCGUGACCUUCUGCAGCUUGGAUGGAGAGCGGUGUCAGCGCUGUCAGAGCCCUGUGGACCGAGCGCUCAUCAAGAUUCUCCAGUUGGCCCAACUCACUGUCGAAUGGCUCCUCCACUGUCAGGAAUGUCUCACGCUCAAUCUGCAAGCAGCGGAGGAGAAGCUGGCGAGUGCCAACAUGCAACAGGAGCAGCUACUGGCCCACUUGAAGAAGCAGGAGGAAAGCAUGAUGGAGAUGACGGCCGAGCUCAAGAAACGGAAUAAGAUUAUACGCAAACAGCAAACCCUGUUCGCUCCGCAUAUCACCAACAGUCAAAAGUGCGCGUUUUGUAAAAAGAAGUUCCUCUCUGCUUCAUUUCUUCAAAGUCACAUGCAGCGGCGCCAUCCCGAUGAGAGCGACAUGCAGUUACAAUCGAGCAGUGAGGAGAAAUCUCAAAUCCAAGCCCUGAAAUUGGAGAUGAACAGUCUGAGGGAGCAAAUUGGUCAACAGCAACAAAUAUUGGAAGCCAAAGCGGCCGAGAAUCAAAAGCUGCAGCGACACGUGGAGGAGAGCGAGCUACAAAUGCGAGAAAGCGAGAAGAAAUCUCAGAUCGAAAGCCUCAAACUGGAGAUUACAAAUCUGAAGGAUCUUAUUCAACACCAACACAUCAUACAAGCAAGACCAACAGAGGAUGAAAAGCAACAGUCCAAGGACAAAGACAUGCUAAAGGAACUAGAUCAUUUUAAAGCGGUAGAGAUGGUCCAGAUACAAGCCAUUCAAAAGCUGGAACAUCAACAGAAACAGCAGGACAAAAAAUGGGAGGCCAGGCUGGUGAAAAUCACAACACAUUAUGAGUCAGAAAAGAACGACUUGCAGAAAGAGUUGAAAAGAUUGCAGUCGGCCAUAUCGGAGAACCAGGAGCAGAGCAAGAGGCAGCUGCAGGAGAUGCGGAGGAAGAUGCAAGAGAAGGAGCAAACCAUCCGGGAUCAGAGGGAGCAGAUACAAAAUACAUCUUCAAACUUACCCGCUAAGGCGCAUAAAGUAUCAGUGGUAGGAAGUGCACCAGCUCCAGAGCCUAAACCAAAGAAAGUUGUACUUGACUUGACCACCAUCCCUGAGAAGAGGCCAGUGGAGAAAAAGCCUGAACCCUUUCCGGAGAAGAAAGCCAGGGUUCCCGUCAGAAGGAACCCCAAUAAGACGGAAAUCAAGCAACAUCUCGAGCAAGUUGUUUUGACGAAACUGGAGACGGUGGGAGUGAAGCCGGAUCAGAAAAAACUGAAGACCAAAGAGCUCAGGUCAAUUCUUGCUAAUAUACACACAAAGCAACAGAGCCUUGCAAAGAAAUUUCCCGACUAUUGGCACCAUCGUGCGGACAUACUUAACACUUUGGAGCAGCAGCUGGCCUUAAAGAAGAAGGACAGCAAUCUCCAGUCUUUGGACAAAUCCAGACACUCUGCUCAGGUGUUGCAGACGCGCCCUCGAUCCAGUAGUCUACCAUCUAAAGCAUCGCAGGGCAUCUCUGAAGCCGUAGCCCAACAAGCCAAGACCCCACAACCCGCACCAAGAGCCAAGACCACCAUCCAACCAAAGACGUCUACACCUAGCCAUAAAACUGCUCAGAAAGAACACACUCCCAAAACACCGCCUUUCAGCUCCUUUGUGGAUUCAGAAGACGAGGAUACAGACAUGGAGGACACCGAGUCUCCUCAACAACAAUGGGGCAAACCUUCACACGUCACAACAAAUAAGCAGGAAGCAGUUCAAAUCACUGCAAGAAAAUCCAAUUUGAUCCAGGCGAUGCCAGCUCCAGCUGGUCUUUCAUCCUUUAAUAGCCAACGUUCUGGUGGUGUGAACAAGACAGCAGCUGUCAUGAAGAUAGGGAAGGACAACCAUGAUGAGAUCUAUGAGGAUGACUUUUCAGAUGUCAGUGAGCUGCAGGAGAUUGACUCCAGGCAACUCCAGAGUUUCAAAGACCAGAAUGGCAACGUAGAAAAGACAUCCUUCGGUAAAGAAAACAAAGUGAGUGAGUUGGCAAGGAAAAUUGAGAGUAAGGUUGCAAAUAAAGUGUCAAAGAGACCCGUAGGGGGCGUGAGCAUCUUGCCAGAGCCCAAUGAUGAGGUUCACGAGUUCUUGUCUUCAGAUCUGGAGGAGAGCAGCGAUGACGCCCAUUCCUCUUUUGAAGACAGACAAGGAAAAUCGAAACCCGCCCACAACUCCGGAACAACGGUGAGGAGCAAUGACUCACCUAGCACCAGCGUGUGGGACUCCUCCACAGGAAAAGACACUUCCAGAGGAAAGGCUCCAAGAUCAGGUUUGACUGAAGCUGGAACGGGGAGCACCUUGAAGAGCAGUCUGUGUUACCUCAGUGACAUCUGUGACUCGGAAGAUUUUAAUAAUUAACACAAAUGGCACUCCUGAUCAUCAGACAGUGGCGAAGCUUCUGGUAAAUUGCAGAAGGAACCACAAACAAGACACGCUACGUUGUGUUGUCUACAAUCACAUCCACACCACCGGGCAAACAAAACCGAGAACCUCGAUUCCAUAUAUGGAAAACGGACUCAGCAUAACAAUAUGUUAACAUAGCUAAGCAAUAUGUUAGUAUAGCUUAGCGUUUUCAAUAUUACCUCAUCCCUGUGCCAAUGUUUUUGCACUUGGUUUCCAAUGUGCUUUUUUUUUUUCAGAUUUCCUUAUAUUUAGUACACAUUACAGUGCUGAACAUAAUUAUUAGACCUGUCGAAAAAAAAUACAGAAAACAUUCAAAAACAUGUUUAUAGUAAAAACUAGUACGUAUUUGUUUUACUGUUUUAAACAGGGCCGAGUGUGUGACGUUUAAUUGAUAUAAUUUGAGUUACAGAGCUGAUUUAUAGUUCUUAAACUAUUACAUAAAUGUAUUUAGGGCAGCCAUCAUAUAAACCUCACAUUGGGUGUUGGUCUAGUAAAUUUGUUUAGCACUUUGUGUAAUGACACUUGUUUAUAAUUCUUUGUUAAAUUAAGUCUUUGAGAAUUUUUCUAUAGAGAAGUAUUUUUACAAGCAAUACAACAUUUAUUGAUUAAUUGAGGAAUACAUGUCUGUUAAGAAACCUAAAAAAGUUCUUCGAGAAAAAACAUCACAAGGGUUUGCUGUUGUUUGUACGUGUAUCUUCUACAUGCCACGUUUUAGUGGUGGAAAGGCAGAGCGUGUUUGUUCCUCCUGUCUGUGCAUCCGGCCAUCCAAUAGCUGACCAAACUGUAAACCUAAACAUUGAUAACAGAGUUCAAUGUUGCUAAAUAGAUUGUUUUAGCAGAUACUAAUUCUUUCAGAAGUGAUAGUCACAGUUUGAGAAAGAAAUGUAUCUUUAUAGCACACUCAUAAAACCAACCACAGCUGAAACAAAGUACUGUACAACGUCAACAAUAUAAACAUUUAAACAAAAACAAAAAAACACAAGCAAUAAUGAUUUUCAUAACAAUAUUGUAAUUUUUAAAGCAUAAUAUUCUGCUGUCCUACGGAGCAGAAGGUCAGUAAUUGCAUGGCAGGAUAUAAAUGGGGAAAAGCUGCGGGCUGCUGAUUGUAACGUGCAUUUACAGGUCGCGGCAAGAAUCCACUAGCUUGUGCCGAAAAGAAACUGGGUAUGUUACAUAAAAAUCUGAAAAGGGAAUUUUCACAAUUGAAUGUGACAAACCGCAGGGUUUGACAUCAGGGGACAGGAGAGACAAACCAGUCACAGCUCAGCUUCAGAAAACUGGUUGGUCGUGAUUAGUUGUGCCGACGACCUGACAACUGUGAUGUCAUUUUUAGUCAACAGCAAGUGAGAUGGAUAAAAACAGGUGGAUUUUGCAAGUUGAAUUUCUAUUCCACAAAUGAAACAUUAAUCACAACACUGUUUAGACUAUUUGGGUUACACAGUACAUAUUAUUACAACAAACAUUUUAAUAUGGUGUAUUACAAUAAAGCGCUGACUCAUGUUA